Fragaria vesca subsp. vesca is the source of this 2164-nucleotide messenger RNA. Its product is annotated as zinc finger protein NUTCRACKER-like. Bases 399 to 1892 code for a protein of 497 amino acids. The record is from RefSeq and is a predicted model, not a curated record. Gene Ontology annotation, molecular function: DNA-binding transcription factor activity. Gene Ontology annotation, cellular component: nucleus. The transcript is spliced from 3 exons. NCBI's taxonomy places the organism in Eukaryota, Viridiplantae, Streptophyta, Magnoliopsida, Rosales, Rosaceae.
AGAGAAUGGUCCAGUUGAGUCUAUGGCUGGCCGACUUUGAGAGAGAGAGAGAGCAGCAGCCGUAUUAGAUAAGGAGGAGACACAGAAAGAGAUAGACAUAGAGAGAGAAAGAGAGAAAGAGAGAAGAGAGAUUCUCUCCUCGUUUAUUUUCUGUUUGGUGUUUUUCAUUUCCAAGCUUCAAACAAAAACCUUGUUUAAUUCUGGGUUUCUUAAUUUCUAGCUACUUCUCUCUCAGCUUGGGGAUCGAUACAAGAACCAAAAGCUUAGCUUGGUUCUCAGAUUUUAGUUGUAUAUUGUCUUCUACACCACCUAAAAGCUUUUGUCUUUUCUUAAUUUUGUUGAUAGUUCGAGCUAGCUUUUGUUUUACUCCUUUGUUUUGAGCAAGUUCCAGCCUCAAGAUGAUGUCAUCUGAAGAUGGGCUUUCAGUUCCCUCGACCAUUGGUGGAGGGUUUCUUCUCCAGGAGUCAAAUCCGAGCCCUAACCCUAACCCUAAUACGAUUAAUCCGGCCCUCAAGAGGAAGCGAAAUUUACCCGGAACUCCAGAUCCAGAUGCAGAAGUUAUAGCUUUGUCCCCAAAAUCUCUAAUGGCCACAAACCGAUUCCUCUGCGAAAUCUGCAACAAGGGCUUCCAGAGGGACCAGAACUUGCAACUUCACCGACGCGGCCACAACCUUCCAUGGAAGCUGAAACAAAGAUCGAAGCUCGAAGUGAUUCGAAAGAAGGUCUACGUCUGCCCGGAGAAGAGCUGCGUGCAUCACGAGCCUUCACGGGCACUCGGAGACCUGACCGGAAUCAAGAAGCACUUCAGCAGAAAGCACGGUGAGAAAAAGUGGAAGUGUGAGAAGUGCUCGAAGAAGUACGCAGUCCAGUCAGAUUGGAAAGCACAUAGCAAGAUUUGCGGGACUAGAGAGUAUAGAUGUGACUGUGGCACACUCUUUUCCAGGAAAGAUAGCUUCAUAACUCAUAGAGCUUUCUGUGAUGCAUUGGCGGCAGAAGAAAGCGCAAGGUUUGGUUCUACUUCAACAGCCACCAACAUUAACAUUCCGAGCUUCAUGAAUGGAUCUAUUACCUCUAAUCAACCUCAUCAUCAUCAACAACAGCAACAAGCGAGGAACAUCCCCCAAUUCUUACCAAUCUUCCAACAUCAGCAGCAGCCCGAAUUCCCGGGCUCAGAUCACCUCUCUGCAGCAAAUCUAGGCUUGUCUGAAAUGGUGCAGCCGGCGUCGUCGUCAAUGGAUAUGUUUGGACCCUCUUCCUCACAGAACCAGUGGCUCAACAAGUUCCCCGAGGCAUCGUUUACGAAUGGGAAUCUCUCUGUGUCGUCAUUGAUGACACGAGGACUCAAGGAGGAGGAAGACUCCAAAGCAAAUUUAAAUUUGUCCGGAACGAUGAGUUCGGGCUCUUUCUAUAACAAUAAUCAGAGUCCGGGUCACAUGUCAGCCACAGCACUCUUGCAAAAAGCAGCUCAAAUGGGAUCUACAACAAGCAACAACAACGACGUCGACAUUCCGGCUGCCUUCGGCUUCAUGAACUCUUCACCGUACAGCCACAACAAGAACAAUGAGAACUUCAAUGUCUUGCUCAACUCUCUAUCUUCUUCAACUCAAAUGGGAGACGGGUCUCCGUCAUUGUUUUCGACUUCAUUCCUGAGCAACAAGAUUAAUCAUCUGAAUCAGAUGAUGAACCUGCCUCUAGGAACUGGUAGUUCUACUUCUAGAGUGAAUGAGACCGAGAAGAGUAGCUUAACGAGGGAUUUUCUCGGAGUAGGUGGAGUUAAUGGUGUAACCUUCUUUCAACAAGAGCUAGGUGCAGCAAGUUUAGCUUCAAUGGGUUCAGCUAUGGAUCACUUGACCCAGUACAGUAGCAGUACUAGUGGUGCUACUCAGCAAUGAGAAACCUUUCAUUACAAGGUAGUGUUGUACCCUUAAUUUAGCCUUAAUUUUUGUUGUACUAUAAGCUAGUGUUAAUUAGAUGAAACACUUGAUUAUACCAAUUAUGGGAAUUAGAGUUUAGCAGAGAAGGAAGAACGAGAGGGGCCAGUGCAUGUUUUGGCUAAACAGGGAAGGUGAAUUAUCGGGCCCCGGCCUCCAUGCAAUGUUGUAUAAUUUUCAUUGUUCUUUUGAAGUUCUUUUUAAAGCCUUAUAUAUUGAUUGUCAUCGUUGGG